Molecule: messenger RNA, 6651 nt
Organism: Danio rerio (zebrafish)
Lineage: Eukaryota; Metazoa; Chordata; Actinopteri; Cypriniformes; Danionidae
Source: RefSeq, a predicted model, not a curated record
AUUGUGGAUUUCAGAAAAAUAGUGAUGUUUUUGACAAAACAAAAAAAAGUCUAGUGAGUUAGUUUUGGAAAAUGUGAUGUGCUUGUGUGCCUAUUUGCGGCGAUGCUAUAAUUAGCCUUCAUGGCCACGCAAGCUGCAGACUGAUUGGAAACAGUAGUGUCUUAUGGCCGGUGCACCACCCCAGGAGUCCAGCAGCACAGAAAGAAAACACUGAGCAAACACCCAUAAUCCAGUGUCCGGCAAAGACUAAAUCCACUGAGGAAUCUACUGUUGGGAUGCUGGCUGUGAUGACGGAAGACUUUUGCGGCUUGCUUUGAGCAAACUCUUUCAUGCGGACAUUUUUAAGAACAUAUGCUGGACAAGCAGCUGAUUCUGAGUGAAUGCAUGUGGACACUUACAGCUUGAGAAGAUGAGCUCCAGAAGGCUGAUAAACCGUUCACUCUCCACUGAUGGAAGGUCUUACAGCAGUGGAUACAGUGAUAUCAGCUCUCAGAGCAGGAGAGCUGGCUGUAGGAGCUACCUGAGCAGUGUCCGAUCUGAAAGCAGCUAUGCUGGCCAUAGACUCUCUCAGUUCAAGCCAUCCAGGAGCACUCUGUGCAGUGUCAUGGCUCAAUUAACCGAAGAGAUACAGCCAACAUUUGAGUCCACCUUAAAAUCCAAAGCAGUGUCUGAAGAGACUAAUGUCAAGUUCAGCUGUGUGGUUUCAGGCUACCCAGUUCCUGAGGUAACAUGGUACAAAGACGACAUCCAGCUGGACAGAUACUGCGGCCUGCCCAAAUAUGAAAUUUCACGUGAUGACAAGACACACACACUCCAAAUAUACAACUGCUCUCUGGAUGAUGCUGCAAUUUACCAAGCUUCAGCACAGAACAGUCGAGGCAUCGUAUCCUGUUCAGGAGUGUUGGAAGUGGGAACAAUGAGCGAGUACAAGAUUCAUCAAAAUUAUUUUGCAAAGCUUAAGCUGCGAAAUGAGAACCGCCGCCGUGAACAGGAGGAGACUCAAAGAACAGGUAUAGAAACUGUCCCAGCAUCCUCUGAGCACAUCAGGAUGAGCAGCCCUGAAAGAGUACAGCCAAAUUGUGAAGCUCACAGUCCUUCAGAGAAUAGAGGGGUGGAGGUGGACGCUCUCGGUCAAACACCUUCAUUAGGGGACAGACUCAGUGCUCCUAAUCAAGAGUCAGCAGCAGUGCCUCAUGGCAUCUCGAAUUCUGAAGAGAUCACAAACAGAGAAAAAGACAGACAACAGCUAACGUAUAUCCAUGAUACUGUAAACAAUGCCACAAGUGAACAGAUUAAUGAACAUGUUAAGAAGAAGGUCAAAAUCUCAACUGAGAGAAGAAAGGAAAAUAGACCAAAUGGAAGAAGGGAAGAGAUGGUGAUUGAGAGUGGGACAUCCGUUAAGGAGACAGAGGUACAGAUGGUUUCAGAGACUGAACAAAGAAACAAAAUGGACAUAACAGACAUAAAACAGAAAGAAAAUCUGUUGGUAAAAGCUGACAUAGAUGGCUCUGAAGAAACAAAGAAAGCUCAGGGAGCUCAAAUUGCCUCAACGAUUAAAUCAAGAAACAAAAUAGAUAUAACUAACAGAAAGAAAACUGAAGAAGAGUCGUUAAAAGUGAAUAAAACUGCUAUCGAACAAUCAAAGAGAGGUGCUCUCAACAGCUCGGUGACAGAAUCUAGGAACAAAACAGUGAUAGCAAAAACAAAGACAACUGAAAAACAGUUAGUAAUGUUGAACAAAAGUGCCUUGAGAGAAUUAAAGACAGCCAGUGAUGUUCAGAUGACCCCGGAGACUGAAACAAAAAGCAAAAAUGAUGUAACAAACACAAAAAUCUAUGAAAAAACUGCAGUUAAAGUGAACAAUAAUGCGUCAGAGGAAUUAAAGAGAACUCAGAUUGCCUCAGCAAUUGAACCUAAAAACAAAACGGACAUAACAGAAAGAAAAACAACUGAGAAACUUACAGAGAAAUUGAACAAAAGUGUAUCAGAAGAGUUAAAGAAAGUUCAGGAUGUUCCAAUGACUUCAUCUCGAAACAUAAUGGACAAAACUGACAUAAAACAGACUGAAAAUCCAUCUGUGAACACAAACAAAAGUGUUUCAGAAGAAUCAAAGAGAGCUCAAGGUGCUCAGAUGGCCUCAGUGACCGAAUCUAGAAACAAAAUGCUCAGUAAAGUCACAAAAACAACUGAAGAAACACCAGUAAAAGUAAACAAAUGUGCCUCAGAAGAGUUAGAGAUAAGUCAGAGUGCUAAGAUCACCUCAGCGAUGGAACAUGGAAACAAAGUGAACAUCACAGACACAAGAAAGAGUGACAAAUUGUCAGCAAACACAAAUACAAAAACAAGUGUCACAGAAGAAUCAAAAAAUGCUCAAGAUGCAAAGAUCGCCUCAGUGAUUGAAUCAAAAGCCAAAAUGGAUGUAAAAGACACAAUAAAGAGUGAAAAACAGUCAGUAUAUACAGAUGAAAAUGUUUCCAAAGUAUCAAAUAAAGCUCAAGAAGCUCCGGGAGCCUCAGUGUCUGCCAAAGCCAAAAUGGACAAAACAAACACAAAAAUCAGUGAAAAACAUUCUGUGAACCCAAUCAAACAGGUUUUUGGACAAUCAAAGAAAUUUCAAGGGUCUCCAGAAACAUCAGUGUUUGAAUCUGAAACCAAAGUGGACAUAAUAGACACAAAAACAACUGAAAAACAGUCUGUGAGCACAAACAAACGGGGUUAUGGAGAAUCAAAGACAGUUCAGGGUGCUUCAGAAACAUCGGUGACUGAAUCAAAAGCCAAAGUGGACAUAACAAAAACAAAAACUGGUGAAAAACAUUCUGUGAACCCAAAAAAACAGCUUUACGGACAAUCAAAGAAAUUUCAAGGGGCUUCAGAAACAUCAGUGUUCAAAUCUAAAACAAAAGUGGACAUAAUAGACACAAAAACAAAUGAAAAACAGCCAGAGACAAUCAAAGAAAGUGCCUCAGAAUCAAAGAAAGUCCUAAAACCCAUUCCAACUCAGAAUAACACUUUGCUGAAGACUUCCACAACAAACCAGAUAAACAAGGUUGUCGAAAAUCCAAACCCAACUAAAUCAUCUGACACGCAACUUCAAGAAUCACUAGAGAAUGGCAAUCUAAGACAUGCAGACAACAAGCACGUUGACUUUGAUGACCACAGAAAUAGAAACCAAGUAGGUACACGAGUGAAGAUCUUGCCUCAUUCUUGUGGCGGGAAUGACGUCAAUGUGGACACAGGGGAGAGGAAUGUAUCUGGACGCCCUCUUCGGGGCUCGGUUGUAGCUGAUACUCAAACCAAGCCCACAGAGCCACUAACUCAUGAAGAUGUUCUAACUCAUAAGGAAGUAGCCAAGGAGUUAAAAGAGCAACCCACAUUAAUGUGCCAGGCCACUGCAAGUGCCAAUGCCAGUGCCAGUGCAUUACAGGAACAGAAGCUGACAGCAGGUGACCCGUCUGCGGCAUCAACAAAGCGCAAUACACUUGUCACUGGGCCUCAAAACACUCAGCCGAGUGACAAAAUCUCUUCAGGUCAUGUUUCAAUCAAGCUCCAAAAUGGCCAAGUUCCCACAGCAAUGAGUCCCUCAUUAGGAGAUGAAACAUUAACCAACACUUGUAAGAAGGAAAGCAAAGCUGAAAACCAACUCAUUAAAGAGUCAGAUAAACCCAAUAGUGAAACAAGACCUGCAUCUCAACAAAAUAUGGAAGAAAAUGAGAUCAACUCAAAUGUGCAGAGCAGCACUUCUAAAGAGAAGUCGACAGCGAAAUCAAACCAUUCCACUAUUAAAGACUUUGCUGCAGAAUCUGCACAAAUUUGCUCAGAUGUAAUUCAACAACAGACCAUGAAUGGGUCUUCAAUCAAAGAAACUAAUGACAGAGAACGUCAGAGAUCUUCUCUUAUAGCUACAGACAAUGUUGUUAAAAUGAACAUAAAGGAACAGUCUAAUGCAACCACAUCUGAAGCACCCCAAAAAACUUAUUAUGAGAUACAAAGUUACCCUAUACAAAAAGCUAAUGAUCAUUCUGGACCCUCUACAUUCCUCUCCCAACAUUCAAAAGCUUCAGCCACAGAAUUUACCAUUCCUGCAAUAUAUAUUACAGAUGUAGAUAGCACAUCUCAAAAUAGCAAUGUUGAAAUGAGAACUGAAGUAAAUGCAGUAACCUCUAAUGUGACAAAUACUUCCAAUCGCACAGACAGCAUUAACAAAACCACAGCCGUUAUUCAAUCUAAAAGUCUGCGUAAUGAGAAGUUUGAUCUGUCCCAGAAUUCACAAGUCUCCGAAGUCAACAAGCCUGAUCAACCACUACUAAGUCAAGAAAAUCCAAUUCAAGUAUUAUUAAAUCAUCGUUCCUCUGAAAAGAUUGCAUCAGACUUUACCACACAAAAAGACGACACUAUCCAAAAUCCAAAUGCUGACAGAUGCAUCAAGUCAAACGAAUCUGAUUUAACUGAAACCAGUGAUCUUACAAAAACAGAUCUUACGUUUAAAACUGAUCCUGGCUCCUUCAUAAAACUAUUGAGGUCAGCUGCAUUUGAGCUUGAGGUGUCAAACCGAUGUUCUACGUUCACCGCAGCACCUCAUACAAACUAUAAAGACAACAAUGAACGUGAGGAAGAAGUCAGUUCUGCAGAAGUACACACUGAAACUUGCAAAGUUACAAUCCCAUUGAAUAAUACAGGCAAUCGGGUGUUCAACUCUACCCAGAGUGAACUUACCACCAGCACAGAUCAAACCACAUCAUUCCCCAAGAUUAAAACAGACAAAAGUGAAACAGGAAUGGCCAAAUUUAUUGAAGAAGCAAAUAUGGAUACAUUUCAGGGGGACAAAUUGAAAUCACAACCUGCAUCUACAUCACAAUCAGUCAGUAUCUCACCACUGAUGACAUCAUUAGAAACGCAGUCCCCUCGCCUCACCAGGAGGACUGUCCUGAAUGACCAGCCAAAACCUGUGGGAAUUGAGAACGGCAAGCCUAAAUCAACAGAGAAAGACAAAGAAAAUCAGUUCAAAGUUCCUCAGGUUAUCCGCAAAAUCCGACCAGAGGUGUUUGAUGCCUCUGGACAUCUGAAACUCUGGUGUCAGUUUUUCAACAUAGUAAGUGACUCAACCAUAAGGUGGUUCAAGGAUGAAGUGGAGAUCGCUGAAAUAAAAAGAAGUGCAGGAGAUGAGGCUCAAGUGUGCUUAGCUAUUAUAAAGAUGUCCAAAAGAGACAGUGGAGUCUACAGAUGCACCAUUACCAACGAAUAUGGCAAAGACUCCACAGAGUACCAUCUCAGCACAGAAUUUCUUUCUAAUAUGUUUGUGCGUGAGGAGCACCAGGAAGUUGGGGAGGAGAUUGAGAUGACUCCACUAAUCUUCAGUAAAGGUCUUUCCGAUGCAGGCGGCUGGGGCUCAAAGUUUUAUGGCCGCGUCACAACAGAAGAAGCUCAGGUUGGACUGGGAUGCGAACACAAAACCAGACGCCUGAAAGUCAUCUAUGGGUUAGAUCCUGUGUUUGAGUCAGGCAGCUCGUGUUUUAUGAAAGUGCGGAACCCAAUUGCAUAUGAGAGCAGAGAGGAGAUAGUUUUGGCUGAAAGGAAUCUCCAAAUCACAAAACAGGAGUGUCGGAUUCAGAACAUGGCCAGAGAGUAUUUCAAAAUCUUUGCUGCAGAAACGAGGGUGAUAGAGAGCUUUGGUGGAGUGCUGGAGGUAAUUCCUCUCUACUUCACGUACUGGCCAGCAAGCAGUGUUCCUUAUGCAACAGUGGAGGCAGAGCUUAAAGGGGUCUAUGUGCGAUAUUGUGGAUUGGAUCGCAGUGGAUCACUGGUAAUCAAUGAGAAGUCAGAGGUGGGACAAAAGUGCUCAUCUCUCCAGCACUGGAUCCACCAGUGGACCAGCGGAAAUGUGCUGUUCUCAAGACUUGAGGGAGUUGACACAAUACUGACAAACAUUGGAGUAGCAGUCAGGUCAAAGGGGUAUCAGGGUUUUCCCUGUGAAGCUAAUCUACGGGUUUUUGAGCAGUUCCAGAUUCAGCAUCAGUGUAAUUACUUCUGUGGACUCUUAAACCUCAGAUCUCUCAAAACCCCAGAAACCCUUCAGACUCCACCUCGAUCCAAGGGCUCCAGCAGCCCGCUGCUACAACGGAGAACUGCAGACAAUUCCUCCAGUCCCCAAAUUUCACGCAAGGCCACUAAAAGCCCAAAACUGUCCCGCAAACCGAACCCUCAGACCUCCACCUAACUCAAAAUGAAAAUGUUUUAAUUAAGCCAAAAUAUGAAGAUCUGUCUGUUACCGAAGAUCACACUGAUCUGCAGUUAAAAUACAAUCAUAUCAGAAUACACUUUUUUUAUGAAAUGUGUGAAUCCAGAAACAUAACAUAUAUUUCCAGUUGCAGUGAUCCCAGCAGAAUCCAUUGUAAAGCUGUAAAGCUUUUGUAUGUAUGUUUUUUGUUUUGUUUCUUAAGAAAGUUUAAUGCUAUUGGUUAAUGUCCUUUUUUUGUAAAUAGUGAUUAAAAACAUGAAUUUAGAUUAAGUUAUUAUUGACCUUUUACUGCUUAGAUUAUUUCCAUUUGUUAAUUGAACAUGGAUAAUGUGUCCCUUGAAAUAUAUAUUUAAGAAAUUAAAUUAAUGAACGCUCAUUAAAAUGCCUCAGUAUUUCAUAAUACACACUCUAAAAUA